CAGGUUGAAAACCUCGACAACUUGCCCAACCUCAUCUUCCUUGAUCUGUACAACAACCAUGUGCGCGUCAUAGAGUGCCUGACUGCAGUGACGACCCUGCGGGUCUUGAUGCUGGGAAAGAAUCACCUCGAGAGGAUCCAGGGGCUUGACAAGCUGACAAGGCUGGACGUGCUCGAUCUGCACAGCAACAACAUCUCCACCAUUGAAAACCUCGACAACUUGCCCGAACUCCGAGUCCUCAACCUGGCCGGGAAUCAGAUCAAGGUGGUCAACAACCUGUCCUCCCUAGCAUCCCUCACUGAGCUGAACCUCCGGCGCAACCUGAUCACCGAGGUCCGAUCGCUGGAGGCGAUCUCAACGCUGCAGCGGGCGUUCAUCUCCAACAACCAGCUGGCAUCCUUCGACGCGCUUGAGUCGAUCUUCAUGAACAAGAACCUUCUAGAGCUGGCGCUCGAUGGCAACCCGGUGGCGAGUGAGUGCGGCUACAGGCAGGUUGUGCUGGACAACCUGAAGAACCUGCGCCACCUUGACCUCAAGCGCGUG
Molecule: messenger RNA, 543 nt
Organism: Guillardia theta CCMP2712
Lineage: Eukaryota; Cryptophyceae; Pyrenomonadales; Geminigeraceae
Exons: 1
Molecular function (GO): protein binding
Source: RefSeq, a predicted model, not a curated record